Messenger RNA from Symbiodinium natans, 1101 nucleotides. The record is from the annotation of a GenBank genome assembly. Lineage: Eukaryota; Dinophyceae; Suessiales; Symbiodiniaceae.
AUGCGGGGGUGGGGUGGGGGGGGCCUGCAAGGCCUUUGUUACAAAGCACGAUUUUUUGUUGUCGUUGUUGUCGUCGUAAUUCUUGGGCUCACGGCCCCAAGCCCUGUAUGCCACCCCCCUUCUCGCCAAAAACAGACUGCGCCCCACGCCUUGCACAAAUACGAACAUCCUUCUCUGCUUCGGUCGUGGCCGGCUGUGCGGUUGCAACGCCUCACCUGGUGCUGCAAUCUCCCCGCUCGCGUCUCGCUCUAUGGUCGCCAGGAGGGCGAGAUCUCCGCGACGGAGAUCCGCGAGAGGGGUCUCAUCGAUGUCCACUAUGGUAGCGUGGCGGAGAAAGCCCUGCAGCUUCAACCGGCGGAGCUGCUCGUGCCGAAGCAUGCGCAGAAGGAGUUCGAGGAGUGCUUUGGCAUGUCUUGGGCGGAUGCCUUGAAGGAGGACAAGGUGUGCAACGCCGCGGAGGCACAGAAGAGGCUGGGGUGGACUUCCCAGCAACUGGGCGCCCACUGGGACACGCUGAAGAUGGGCGUUGGUAAAGUGAAGUUCGGCGGCGGCUUCUACUGCGGUCAACUACGCGACCUCUUUGUCAUCAACGGCUUCUACAUGGCCAUGCGUGGCCAGUACCUGAUACCUGGCAGUUCGGUGCGGUGGUUCAAAGUGAAGUGGCACGCCUGCGACAUGUCCUGGAAAGUGUUUCGCGACGAGAUCGUGGGCAACACGGACCCUGCAGCUGCAACCGCGAAGUCUCUGCGUGGGCACUUCCACCGAAACUGGGCAGAGCUUGGCUUGCCGAGCCAGCCGCACGUGGGCGAAAAUGCCGUGCACGGAUCCGCGAGCCCCUUCGAGGCCUUGGCUGAGAAGAGGAACUGGCUUGGAGAGGACUACAAGUCUGAUCCCUUUGGCUCCUUGCUUCUCAGCAGUGGCAUCACCAUCGAGACCAGCGAGAGGUGGCGCCGCAACCCCGUGGCCGCCCAGCCGCACCCAGCUCUCCCUCCCUCUCCGGCCUCAGAACAUGACUCCCUGGCAAAGCCGCUGCGCUUUAAAUCCGUCAGAGGUCAGCCUCGACGGACGGUCCGACGCUCUGAAGACUCGAAAUUGCGAUGA